This is a messenger RNA of Sus scrofa (pig), 12253 nucleotides long. The record is from RefSeq and is a predicted model, not a curated record. Lineage: Eukaryota; Metazoa; Chordata; Mammalia; Artiodactyla; Suidae.
AUGGUUUCGUCCCAUUCCCCUGGUGAGAUGAGUGAGCCCUGUGAUUGGCUCUUCUUGUAUGAGUGACAGCAGACUCACCCUCUGGGCACAAAGAUGUGGUUUGCCGAGCACCCGCCGGCAGGGCAGGUUGUUCAGGAGGGACACCUGGCUGUCACGGCGCUUCACGCUUGGUGCCUGCCACCCCGCGAACUGCCCGCACUAUGGCCGCCCCGCCGCAGCUGCGGACUCUGCUCCUUGCGGUCAACGCACUCUUGCGCAAGCGCCGCUACCACGCUGCGUUGGCCAUGAUUAAGGGCUUCCGGAACGGAGCAGUCUACGGAGUCAAAAUCCGGGCCCCUCAUGCCCUGGUCAUGACCUUUCUCUUCCGGAGUGGCAGCCUCUGGGAGAAGCUGCGGGCCAUCCUGCAGGCCACCUACAUCCACUCCAGGACCCUGGCCAGCUUUGUGUUCACCUACAAGGGACUCUGCUCCCUGCAGUCCCAUCUGCAGGGCAAGACCUUCCAGGUGCACUCAUUCACUGCUGCCUUCAUCGGGGGCCUGCUGCUGUUUGGAGAAAACAAUAGCAUCAACAACCAGAUCAACAUGUACCUGUUAUCUCGCCUCCUGUUUGCCCUGUGCCGCCUGGGUUUGGACAAGGGCUACCUCCCCGAGCCCAGAUGGGACCCGUACCCGCUGUUCUCGGGUUUGGUGUGGGGGCUGGUGCUGUGGCUCUUUGAAUACCACCGGCCCACCCUGCAGCCCUCGCUGCAGUCCUCCAUGACCUACCUGUAUGAGGACAGCAACACGUGGCACGACCUCUCAGACUUCCUCCUCUACAACAAGAAGAAAUAACUCGGCCCGAAGUGCUUUUGGGGACUCCGGCGCUUGCCAGCCAUGGCUGCAGAUUGGCUCCAUCAGCGAAUCCCCCAGAAGAUCCUGCCUGUUCAAGAUCUGAGGUCUCAGACUCUAGCUUUUCUCAGCCUGGGGUCCUGCUGGCCAAAGUGAAAACACUGAUCUUCAAGUCCCAGUAGGUACUCUUGAAUGGUAGAAUAAGCCACCGAAUCAGGCCACCGAGCCUUGGCCACGGGGACAGCCGUGCUGCUGACCCUGUGAGACCCGGGCCCCAGGGGUCAUCGAGCUCAGAGGAGGGCGCUGAAGUCUGUUUCUGGUGGGUAUGUUCUUCGGCCGUUCUUCUGUAACCGAGGGCUCUGGCUGGUGGGUGGUUGGUUGCAAAUGUGUUUUUAGAAAAUCCUCAGUUCCUUGUCUUAGAUGUUCUGUUGGAGAAGCUCUAGAGUUUCCACUGUCCAGUAGAAACAUGAUGUGAGUCAUAUAUGUGAUUGACAUUUUUUUAGUAGCCACAUUUUUUUAAAAAGUAGAAAGAAUCAGGUGAGAUUAAGGUUAAUUAUAUCUUUUAAGCCAAUAUUUUUCAAACAUCAGCAUUUCAAUGUGUAAUAAAUCUAAAAAUCAAUGAGAUAGUUUACAUUCUUUUCUCUUGUACUAAGUCACCAAAGCAGGUGUGUGUUUUGCACCUCCAGCCUUUCUCCACUGCAACCAGCCAUGUUCUAGGUGCUCAGCAGCCCUGUGUGGCUAGUGGCUACUGUAUUGGACUAUGCAUAUAUAAAACCGUCUAUCCUCACAGAAAAUUCUAGUGGACAGUGCAGGUGUAGAGCUAGAGGGCAUGGGUUUGAGUCCCCAUUCCACCACUGUGUGGAAGUUCUUAACCUUGGGGAAGGUUCUUAACCUCUCAGAGCCUCAGUUUCUAGUAAAGUGAGGAUAAUCAUUGAAAUACCUAGUGUCCACAUUGGAUUUAUAUAACUACCAAGGCUGCUGCUUCUACUCACGACUUUUGUGUUGAGAGCUCCUACUUCCUCCUGGGUGCUGUGCACGUAUUAUUUUUAAUUCACACAGUGAUGACCUCUCAGGUACGCAUUUGGAUCCCCAUUUCACAGAUGUGGAAACUGAGGAUCAGAGAGGAGUGACUUGCCCAAGGUAAUACAACUAGUAUAACAGCCAAGUCAGGGUUUGAGGCCAGACUUAGGUGAUUUCAAAGUUCCUGUCUUCUUCAGUGCCUUACUUACUAUUUAUUUAUUUUUAUUUUUUAUUUUUUGUCUUUUUAGGGCCACACCCGCGGCAUAUGGAGAUUCCCAGGCUAGGGGUUGAAUUGAAGCUGUAGCUGCCUGCCUACACCAUGGCUCACGGCAAUGCCAGAUCCUUAACCCACUGAGUGAGGCCAGGGAUCGAACCCAUGUCCUCGUGGAUAUUAGUCGGGCUCAUUAACCACUGAGCCACAGUGGGAACUCCCACUCAGUGCCUUACUUUAAAUUUAGACACCUAAGCUAUGCUAUGCAAAUGUUGGCUAGUUAUAGGGGUACAAAUGCAAAUGCCUCUAAGGACCUGGUGGGUGGCAUAAACAAUAAUGUUUCUGGUGCCAGGCAGGAGGGCGUGAUGGAAACAUAGUGAAGUGGAGACUUGUGUGCCAGACUGAUUUUUUUUUUUUUUUUGCCGAACCUUGGCAUGUGAAAGUUCCCAGGCCAGGGAUCGAACCCAUGCCACAACAGUGACACGAGGCUGCUGCAAUGACAACAUUAGAUUUAACCCACUGCACCACCUGGGAAUUACAUAGACUGAUUUUAAAAUCUCCAAGCUGGACAAAUGAAACACACCCUAGGAGAGUUGGCCCAUGGGCCACCAAUUUGAGUAGGAACACGUCAAUCUCUUUUGAUAUUUUGGAAGUUACUAGUAGAAUAUUCACAUGAGUCACUGGAGAGCUGAUUAAAAUACAGGCUCUGACUCAGAGUGUUUGGCGUAGGGCCUGAGAUUCUGUAUUUCUCGUAGGCUCCCAGGUGAUACUGCUGUUCUCUGAGCUACACCCUGAGUCACAAGGUGCUGGGGAAUGAUAUGGGGCCAGUAUCCCAUGUGACAAAUGAGGAAACUAAGUCACAGAGCUCUUAAGUAAUAGAAGUGGGAUUCAGUUGUGCUGUGUUCUCAGGCACAAUGUACUGCAAGCUUAGAGAAGGGGAUCUUUGAGGAGGGGGAGUGUACCAGGGAUCAGAUCCAAGCCACAUUUUCAACCUAUGCCAUAGCUGUAGCAACAGUGGAUCCUUUAAACCACUGUGCUGGCCUGGGGAUUGAACCUGGGUCUUGGCUCUGCCGGGAUGCUGCCGAUCCCAUUGCACCAUUGAGCUCCCAGAGCAGGGGGGAUCUUGAAGUUCCCCUUAGUUCACUCUGCGGAGGCUGAAUGAAAUCCUGAGGUGAUGGGUGGGGAGACAGUGGCCAUCCGCAAGUGGCUUUUAUAGCAGAUGCCCCACCCAUAUCCUGCCUAACUUACUGCUUCAGUGCACACCAGCCACCCAACUGCCACCCUGUGUCUUUCCGCCUGAGGGCUCCUCUCUUGCUCUUGGCACCUGCUUUGCCAGCCUGCAGCAGACCUGCCAUGCUGGAGGAGUAGCAUAUCCUGGGAGCAGCCCUUAACCAAGGACUGAUGAAUACCCGACUCCCGCACCCCUUACCCAGUGAUCACUGGUGGGAUAAUUCAUGGUGCCUGCCCCACCCGUGCUGGCUCCCAGAGCACCCCAGCAGGACUGAGCUCCAGUUGCCCACAGGGGCCAUUUGCUCGAUGACACCUCCCCGCCUCCCUUAUUCAUGUCCCUGCCAGUGCUUCCUGGGACUUGCCACAGAAACCACUUGCACUCAAAUUGUUGCCUUGGAGUCUGCCUGUGAGGUGGGGAUAGGCUGAACUUGGCCUCUGGUGCAGCGGACUGACAGGCAGCUACAUACCUCAGUACCAGGGGACAGAGCCUUUGGAGCCAGAGUGUCUGGGCUUCCUGGCCCUGCUCCCUCCUUGGGCAAGUGACCUAACUAUUCUGGGCUUCCAUUUUGUCAUCUGUAAAAUAGGCAUUGUAAUAGUGCCCACCUCAUAGGCUGGUUGGGAGGAUUAAGUGACAGGAUGCAUAUAAAGUAAGCACUCGAUAAAUGUUGGCUGCUAUUUCCAAAAUAUCAUCCAAACGGAAAAGAGAGCGUGGUCCUGAGGGCUGCGUACACCCUGCUUGUAGCCUGUCCUACCCCGUCCCCCGCCAGCCGAAGGUACAGCCUUGGCUGCCUGCCUGCCCCACGUCCCCCUCUGCCGCUGGGGGUUGGCGAGCUCCACCACCGACUGUCUCUGCUCUCUAAGAAUAGGUUCCCCUCACAGAUGGCAUCUCUCUGGAUCCUGCCAAAGCAUCUGGUGCCUCCAAAUGCUCCCUCCAGGGAUGAUGGCGGUGUGGUCCUCGUGCAGGGGCAGAGCUCUGGCUCCUGGGAGGAGUCCCCACUCUGUAAGAGCUGGAAAAUGGGCAUUGCCAGAGGGCCCUUGGCACACAGUCGGCACUUCAUAAAUGCUAGUUCCUGAACCAGCACAGUGUUUUAACGUGAAUUUAUUAAGCACCUGCUACUUUUUUUUUUUUUUUUUUUUUUUGCUUUUUAGGGUCCCACCCAUAGCCUAUGAAAGUUCCCAGGCUAGGGGUCGAAUUAGAGCCACAGCUGUCAGCUUAUACCACAGCCACAGCAAUGCCAAAUCCUAGCCAUAUCUGCAACCUGCACCUACAGCUCAUGGCAACGCUGGAUCCCAGACCCACUGAGCGAGGCCAGCGGUUGAACCCACAUUCUUAUGGAUAGUCAUUGGAUUUGUUUCUGCUGUGCCACAACGGGAACUCCACCUACUACAUUUCCAUGAGGUCUGUGACAUGCAAAGCUGUAAACAAAAAUUUUAAAGUAGGAAUUCCCUUCUGGCACACUAGGUUGAGUAUCUGGCAUUGUCACUGCUGUGGCUCAGGUCAGUCUCUGGCCCAGGAUCCUCUACAUGCUGCAAACGUGGCCAAAAAAAUUUUGUUUUAAUUUUUAAAAGAUCAAUAAUGUAUACACAUAGUGUGGAACUUAAAUGGUACAAAAAGUAUAUAAGAGGGAAGAGUCAAGCUCCCCCUACACCCCACCUCCACCUACCCACCCCUCAUAAGGGGCACUUACUGUCGGUACCUUCUUUUUCUUUUUUGGCCAAACUGCAGCAUAUGGAGUUCCUGGGCCAGGGAUCAGAUCUAAGCUGCAGUUGCAGUGAUGCUGGAUCCUUAACCCACUGUGCUAGGCCAGGGAUCCAACUUAUCUCCCAGCAGUUCCAAGACACUGCCAGUCCCCUUGCACCACAGCAGGAACUCCUUAGCUCUGUUUUUUUUUGUUUUUUGUUUUUUGUUUUUUUGCCUCUCCAUGUACUGGCUUGAUGUGGGAUCUCAGUUCCCAGAUUAGGAGGCUGAACCCAAGCCAUGGUAGUAAAAGCACUGAAUCCUAGCCACUAGACCACCAGGGAACUCCCAAGAAACUUUCAUAUGGCACUGUCAUCUUGAGAACUCUCUGACAUCCCCUGCACGUUGGGUUUCUCUUUGAUCAAGACUCACAUCAAAAGUGAGUCCUUUCUUUGGGCCAAUUCCCACCCUGCACAAUCCCCCCCGCCCCGAAAGUCCCCAGACAUCUCGGGCAGAUCUUUACUGUGAUCAUCAUGAAGAAACACCCUAGAUGUUUUGAGCCUUGUCGGAGCAGACGCCCAACACUCAGGCCCACAGGACUCCAAGUGAAAGGGAAAGGACGAAACUGAAGUUAAUUUGGGGCCCUUCUGCUGCUCUGCUCCCAAAUUAGAGGUCGUUCAGGGAACCCAUGAGAGAGCAAUGAUUCAUAGGCUGAGGUGCCAAGAAGCCACCGCCUUCUGUGAUGCUCCAAGCUUCCCUCCUUCCACGUUUCGGCUCCAGAAAGGAUCCUGGAGGUGGUGUUUCUGGCUGCAUUGUUUGCUUCUCCCACUCCCGUGAGUGUGUUUUGGGUUUAUAAGAAUCAGGCUUUAAAUCUGACACCCCGCCCCCCCCCCCAAAGCCAGCACACUGGCCUGGGCUCCACCUCCUGGAGCCAACAGGUUGUGACUUCAGAUGGGUGGCUUUCUGUGACGAAUUAGAGGCUUUAUAAAAAGACGUGUUCUUUUCCCCCUCCCCUUGUUCCAGAUUCAUAGGGAUUGAACGGGUCUUCUUUCAGCUUUGAAAAGCAUUUCAGGCAAACUAUCGCAUUUGUAGUGGAAAAGAAAUGAGAUCCUGCUGUAUAGUACAGGGAACCAUAUCUAACCACUGGUGAUGGAAUGUGAUGGAGGAUAAUUUGAAUAAAAGAAUGUAUAUAUGUGUAUGACUGGGUCACUUUGCUGUACAGCAGAAAUUGACAGAACAUGCUAAAUCAACUUUAAGAACAAAUUUUUAAAAAAAGAGGAGUUCCUGUCACAGCGCAGCAGAGACGAAUCUGACUAGGAACCAUGAGGUUGCAGGUUCGAUCCCUGGCCUCGCUCAGUGGAUUAUGGAUCUGGCGUUGCCAUGAGUGUGGUAUAGGUUGAAGACAUGGCUUGGAUCUGGCUUUACUGUGCCUGUGGUGUAGGCUGGCAGCUAUAGCUCCGAUUGGACCUCUAGCCUGGGAACCUCCAUAUGCCACGGGUGUGGCCCUGAAAAGACAAAAAGACACCCCCCCCCAAAAAAAAAGGAAAUUAAAAAAAGAAAGAAAGAAAAGCAUUUUAGGUGAGAGAGUUUUAAUUUGAACCAGAGGUCUCCCUUAGGACCCACUCUUGUGAGCUGGAGGCUUCAGGGGCCCAGCUAGAGGACAGAGGGAAAGCUGGGCUCUCUUCCAAGUAUUGUUAUUUAAAAAAACAUUUUAAAAAAAAUUUUGGCUACACUUGCGGCAUAUGGAACUUACUGGGCUAGGAAUCGAACCUGCGCUACAGCAGCGACCCCAGCUGCUGUAGUGACAAUGCCAGAUCCUUAACCUGCUGCACCGUAAGGGAACUCCUGACUGUUGUUUUUAUAGAGGGCUCCCUACUUUCUGUUACAGGUCUCUGUGCUCAUGACUUAUCUAAACAAGACAGGACCAACCUGAAAUGCAGGUUGUGGGGUCUCUCUCGGAAAUCUUGUUCCUCCUGCUCUUCCAGGCUCCCCUUUCAGCCUCUCCUCAUGGGCUGGAUGUCAGCUGAGAAAGGGAUCAAGGUCAGACGACAUCAGUUCUUUAAAGACACUCCUUGUUGAGGUGUCCUUUUUAGGUGUGUCAUGAGCCGUCGCAUCUGGUGGAGCCUAUGGACCCUGCUUAGAAUACUGCUUUUAAAACCCAUAAAACAGAGGAGUUCCCUUCAUGGCUCAGCAGUUAAUGAAACUGACUAGCAUCCAUGGGGAUACAGGUUUGAUCCCUGGCCUCACUUAGUGGGUUAAGGAUCCCGCAUUGCCAUGAGCUAUGGUGUGGGUUGUAGACGCGGUUCAGAUCUGGCAUUGCUGUGGCUGUGGUGCAGGCCGGCAGCUGUAGUUCCGAUUUGACCCCUAGCCUGGGAACCUCCAUAUGCCGCGGGUUCGGCCCUAAAAAGCAAAGCAAAAAAAACCAAAAAAAAAACCAAAAAAAAAAACCAUAAAACAGGAGUUCCCUCUCUGGCACAAUGGGAUUGGCAGCAUCUCUGGAGCACAGGGACACAGGUUUGAUCCCGAGCCCAGUACAGUGGUUUAAAGGAUCUGGUGUUGCUACAGCUGAAGCUUCGGUGGCAGUUGAGGCUCAGAUCUGAUCCCUGGCCCUGGAACUCCAUAUACCUUGGGGAGGCCAAAAAAAAAGAGGAUUACAAAAGACAACAAUCAUAUUGAAUAUUGAAAUAAUGAUCAAAGUAUUUUUAAAACUUGUGAUUUAGUAAUGUAUGUUCUUCUCUGACACCUUAAAUAACAAGAUCUGGGCGUUCCCGUCGUGGCUUAAUGAUAACGAACCCGACUAGUAUCCUUGAGGACACAGGUUUGAUCCCUAGCCUCACCCAGUGGGUUAAGGAUCCAGCGUUGUCGUGACCUGUGGUGUAGGUGGCUCAGAUUCCGCUUUGCUGUGGCUGUGGCGCAGGCCAGCACUCCAGCUCUGAUUUGACCCCUAGCCUGGGAACUUCCAUAUGCCAUGGUUACGGCCCUAAAAAGACAACAACAACACAAUUUAAAUAAAUAAAUAACAAGAUCUAGUGGUAUGUCCAAAACUACCAUGACUUCACAGGUACAUUAAGCAUAAACAGUGCCUAAAGAUCCAUGUAGCUGCUCUAAUAGGAUAUGGAAAUAGCUGCAGUUUCUCUUGGUGUUAAUGUCCCAGGGGGCUGCUAAGAAGCCUACAUUCAGAAUUGAAGGAAAUGUUACAUUUCGGUUAGAGACUAGUGAAAGUAUAGAUUAAAUUUUUUUUUUUUUUUUUUCCUGCCCAAGUUCAUGAAACUUGGAUUCAUGGAUCACAGAUUCAGAACCGCUGCUUGAGAGUGACCUCCCCAGGAGUUGUCUGGUGGUGCAGUGAGAUAAGGAUCUGGCGUUGUCACUGCAGAGGCCUGGGUUGCUGCUGUGGUGUGGGUUCAGUUCCUGGCCUGGGAACUUCCAGGUUCCCUGGGUGUGCCCCGCAUCCCCCCUCCCCCCCGAGAAAGAGAGAGUAACCUUCCCAGCCCGAGCCUGUGGCAGCUGACAUUGCAUCCCAAGCCCUGAGCACAGGAAUAGUAAAAAUAACGGCUAGUAUUGGCUGAGUUCUUGCUAAGUACUAGGUAUUUGGUGAUAUCGGAAGCAAGGAUUUAGCAAUGAAAGGAGCCCGUUCCUGCUCCCCUGGGGCUUACCAUCCAGGAGGGGGAGACUGGCAAAUAUACAGAUGCGAUCAUUUCAGAGUGGAAGGUGCUGGGAAGUCAGUGGUACGGACAGUGUAACAGCCACUUGGGAGGAGAAUGGCAGAGUCUGUUUUCCAGGGAAGGCCUCUCUGAGGAGGUGAUGUUUGCUCUGAGACCCAGACAAGGAGGAGAGAGCCAGGCAAAGAUGUAAAGAAAGGGUGUUCCCCCGCGCAGGUCCUGCAGAGCUCACCAGCCCCGAGUGGGGAACAGCUGACAGCCUUCCAGGGCCUGGCAGGAAGUCUGGGUGGCUGGGGCAGGGUGCCAGGCCGGGAAAGAUUGGAGAUGGAGUCCCAGAGGCAGGCUGGGCCAGUCAAGCAGGCUUCGUGGGCCUGGGAUUUCUUCCAGGUGUGACAGGCAGCCUUUGGCAGGUUUAAGCAGGAGAAGGAUGUGAUGUGAUUUACAUUUAGCUGCGUGUGGAGAACAGGGUGUAGGGGGCCAGGCUGGCAGCGAGGAUCCAGGGAGGUUGCCCUGCAAUGGUCCAGGUGAGAGACCGUGGCAACCUGGCCCAGGGUGGGGCCCCAGGCUGGAAAGAAGUGGAAAAAUCUGGGGGGGGGGGUCCUUGGGAGAGAGACUCAGUGGGCCAGGGCUUUUUGGAGGUGGGCGAGGGAGAGGGGUGUAGCAGAUGACACCCACAUCCCCCCUCCUUAGGCCUUCCCUCCCAGCUGAGAAACAGGCCUGACCCUGCCCCCCAUCGCCUCCUCAGCCCCCUGCGGCCCUCCAUGGCCCCUCUGGGGCCAGCCACCCGCCCACCAGGCCCCUGGCAUUCGAGCUUCCCAGCUGGCCCCGAUUGUUGUCACUCCCCAGGGAGUCAUGGGAACACACUCCCCCUGCCCCCUCUGCCCCCCUCUUCCCAGACAGGGCCAGGCCCUAACAAUGCCCCUCAGCCAGCCAGUGGCCUGGACACAAUGCCCCUGUUUCGGUUCAUUGCCAGCUCCAGGAGGCCUGCUGGGUUUCCUGGCCUGUUUGGCAUAUAUAUAACUCUGGCUCCCAGCCGGGAUUUUUUUUUUGUUGUUGUUGUUGUUUAAAAGGGAGAGGGAGAAUCUCUGGCUCCUCCUCUUUGCAUAUCUUAAUAUAUUAUAAAAAGCCUUUCUCUUCUCCCGAGCCCUCCGACUCCCCUCCCUGACUGCAUUUGCCAUGUGCCUGUCAAACCGGGGGACCAAAUGCAGGUCAGCAGGUGUCAGCAAGAAAACAGAGAAAAAGAAAGAAAAGCGGCUGGCUCCACCGUGGCCAACCUGGAAUGUGCUGGUGAGGCUGGAGGUGAGGAGAACAAUGAGGGCCUGUGACAGGGCGGGCACCGGCCCGUCGCUUUGCGUCCACCUUAUCGCCCGGCUUCUAAGACGCCGUCAAAGAGGCAGCCCGACAUUAUUUUGAGCCCCUAAGAAAGAAAAGAGCUGCUGACUCAAAAUGGACAUGCCCUUGAUUGUCUGCUGCAUCUCAGUUUCAGAGAUGUUAACAUACAGGGAAAAGAAAAAAGUCUGAGAGUCAGUGGAAUAUGGGCUUCUUGUCUCGUCUACACACUUGGUUGUCCCCCCAAACGUAUUUCCGUCCUCGUCUCUGAACCUAGUGGACUUUGGGAGGCAGUGCAGGGACUUUUCGCCUUUGGAAAAUUCGAGAGGAGAUGUAGGCAAGCGGCUCCACUGAUUGAUCCCUCAUUCUUAGGAACAACCAACAUCUGUGGAGGGCUCUCUCUGCGCCCGCCACUGCCCUAAAUACUUUAAAGAGCCGUUAAUGUCCCAACAACCCUCCUAGCUCAACUCUGUCAUUAUUAUUAGUAUCAUCCCCCUUUUAUUUUAUUUUUAUUUUUUAUUUUUUCCUUUUUAGGGCCGCACCUGUAGCAUAUGGAGGUUCCCAGGCUAGGGGUCUCAUCAGAGCUACGGCCGCCAGCCUAUGCCACAGCCGCAGCAAUGCCAAAUCCAAGCCCUGUCUGCAACCUACCCCACAGCUCACGGCAACGCCGGAUCCUUAACCUGCUGAGUGAGGCCAGGGCUCGAACCCAUACCCUUAUGGUUCCUAGUCAGAUUCCUUUCCACUGCACCACAAUGGGAACUCCUCAUCCCCAUUUUACAGAUGAAGAAACAGAGUCCCUCUGCUCUAAGGGCUGCCCACCCCCUCGCUACAGCCUUGGUCAGGGCAGGCAUAGCCACUAUGUCUGGUUUCCUCCUCUCUCCUUGGAAAAGCAUAAUCCCUCCUCAGAGGCUGGGGUGAGACAGAGAAAGAAAGUGGCACUGGGUAGACCUUAGAGAGGAGAGAUCGCCAGAGCAUGAACUCAGGAAUUGGGAGGCUCGCUUAUCAACCAGAGACUUAUCUGCUUCCAUUGGACCUUGGACUUUCUUGGCCCAACCCCACUGAAUGUAUGGAUCAGCUGACAGCCAAGGACUUGGCCAAGGCCACACAGCCAGGCAGCUGCUGGCUGGCACUAAGCCCCAUGUCUCCGGUUUCAUCAUGAAGACUCUCUUUCCCUGCUCUUCCACAUCUGUGUCUGUAGUCACUUGCAAAGCAGAGGACCCAUGCUGGUGCUGGUUGGUUCCUUGGCAGUGAUGAUGUCACUAAUAGUAGUUAACAUUUAUUGGGCGCUUACUCUGUGCCAGGCACAGGCAUCAGGGAUUGUGAACUCAGGUACCUGGAAUGGCAGGGCAAGUAAGGUCACUGAGUGAGGCAGGCCAGGCAGGGAUGCUGGUGGCCUGGAGUGUCAAGGCUCUGGCUAAAUGGGGGACAGCAACUGCCCAGCACCCUGAUGGCCUGCCUAGUAUCACUAGACAUUACUGGGUUUAUAAUUUUUUUUUAUUUUUGGCCAUAGCAUGCAGCAGCUUGAUAUGGGAUCUCAGUUCCCAGACCACGGAUUGAACCCCAGGCCAUAGGGCAGUGAAAGCGCCAAGUCCUAACCACUAGACCACCCAACUGUUUGUUUUUUUGUUUGUUUGUUUGUUUUAAGCCAGAUGUUUGAAUUUUUUACUCAUUUCCCAACUUAAAGUAUUUUAAAACUAAUUCAUAAUUCCCAGGAAAAAAAAUACCCCGGGCAAAUUACAUUGCAUCUCUGGGCCAGUCUGCAAACUCUCCUUGUCUCAUUUUCUUAUUCAACCCUGACAUCCAUUCUGUCAAGAAGCCUUUACCCCUUGUUCUACAGAUGAGGCCAAGCAACGCUCUUUAGUGGGUAAAUCACUUACCAUCUAGCCAAGCCACGUGGUUAGGGUCUGUCUGCCUGACUCCCAAGAUUGCUCCUCUGUUAGACAGCUUCUCAGAUGGGUAAGAGGCCUGUGUUCAGACACAGAGCUGGCACAGUGACAGAACAUCACCAGGGACAGUAAACCGUAGGUCACACAAUUCAGUGUAGUGACAAGGGAUCAUUUGAGAUGAACGUAAUGUUGCAGACAUAAAACUCCCCACCUCCUUCUGCCAGAACUCAACAAUGGCUGUCUCUGUGCCCCUUAAUAAAAUUAAGUCACCAUAGAAUCAUUUCUCCCAAUUAUGCAUUCCUUAUCAUAAUGGGAUGUUCAUGUUUGGAGGUUUUGUGUUUUGUUUUGUUUCUAAACUAAGAAUGUAUGUUUAGGGGAAGUGAUGUAUGUGGAAUAAAUAGCUUUGAACUAUU